AACAAAACAUUGCCUAGAAAUUAUUAAACAUUUCCAAGAAAGUAGUGAGAGUUAGUUGAUAUAUUAUAAACUUGUCAAAAAAACGUGCAUUAUAUUUUAUAUCUACAGUGAUUUUAGCUUACACACCCACACACCCAUAUAAACAAACAAUAUGGCGCAAUCCACAACUACUGUGGAUACGGAAACACAUAAAUUACGAACACUAAUUUUAAAUGCCCGGAAACCGUUUGUACUACGUAAUUUCAAAAUGAAUUGGCCAUGUUUUGAACACACUUUAGAAGAAUGGUGCGCAAAUUACGACAAGGAAGCGCAUGCUUUAACCGAAUUCGAGACAAUGCCUUGCGACCAAGGAAAUCAAUCGCCACAUUGGGAACGUUGUAGGCAAACUAAACAAAUGACUUUAACACAAUUUUUAGAAAAACAAAAAUCACCAAAAGAUGAUUAUUGGAUUGGCUUGAAUUAUAAAAGAGUAGAUAGUAUGCCAAAAUCACUUAGAGAUGGAAUUGAUUUUUCUAGGUUAGGUUUUAGUGAAGGCUCAAACGAUUAUAGUUUUUGGCUUUGCUCUGCAAAAACAAAUACGCCCUGUCACUAUGAUAGCUAUGGUUGCAAUAUCGUUGUACAAGUUUAUGGCAGGAAAUCUUGGCUGCUUUUUCCACCAAAAACACCUCUAACUAGCACACGAAUACCAUAUGAAGAAUCUAGUAUCUAUUGUGAAGAAAAUUUGUUUGCACCGAACCCAGAAGAACUGCAACGUUUAUCAAAAUUGCAUGAUUCAGCUUAUAGAUGCAUAUUAGAAGCUAAUGACGUGUUGAUUGUGCCGAAACACUGGUGGCAUUACGUUGAAGCCAUUGACGUAUCACUAAGCAUUAAUUAUUGGAUACCAUUAGAGAAUGACGUAAAAGAUCAGUUAAAAGAAUGCCUUGUUAAGAUAUUAAUUGAGCGCUUCUUGCAUAAAAGUAGCGAUGGAGAACAAAAAUAUGUUCUUAAUCCUAAUCAGCUGGAUGAUAUACAAGAUGAUGAUGAAAUAUUUAGUAUUCUAAAGCAUUUGUAUGAUAGUACCAACAUUGAUUGUCCUACUUUGAAAUCACGUCGGCUAAAUAUUUCACGUUGCCCUUAUCAAUAUAUCGAUGAAAAGACUUGUGAAAACCUGAUUAAAGAGCUACCUGCGGAUAUGUUGGAGUAUCUAAGGCCUAUGCCAAAAAAAGAUUAUGAAAAUUUAAUCAAUCAAAAUGCAAAACGUUUUGAUGCAUUGCAAAUAAAAGUACCUAGUAGUACCUGCCCGUUGUCGGAAAUUAAAAAGGCUUUAUUGAACAGUAUUUGUGAACCAACGGUAGUAGAGCAUAUUGUAAACGAGUUCUUUAGACGUUAUAAAUCCUAAUGAGCCACUUUAGAAGUAAAUAAAAAUGUGUCAUAAAAAAUAGAACAAACUUAAAUGA
Ceratitis capitata (Mediterranean fruit fly) is the source of this 1436-nucleotide messenger RNA. It is a transcript of the gene HSPBAP1, whose product is annotated as HSPB1-associated protein 1. The coding region runs from base 152 to 1378 and encodes 408 amino acids. The transcript has 3 exons. Gene Ontology annotation, molecular function: 2-oxoglutarate-dependent dioxygenase activity. The record is from RefSeq and is a predicted model, not a curated record. Lineage: Eukaryota; Metazoa; Arthropoda; Insecta; Diptera; Tephritidae.